Molecule: messenger RNA, 1278 nt
Organism: Ordospora colligata OC4
Lineage: Eukaryota; Fungi; Microsporidia; Ordosporidae
Product: pyruvate kinase
Exons: 1
Coding region: 1-1278 (425 amino acids)
Biological process (GO): glycolytic process
Cellular component (GO): cytoplasm
Molecular function (GO): magnesium ion binding; potassium ion binding; pyruvate kinase activity
Source: RefSeq, a predicted model, not a curated record
AUGAAGGAUGCACAGACAAAGAUUGUGUGUACGAUUGGGCCAGAAACAUCCUCUAAAGAAAAGAUAGCACAGCUGAUUAAAGCAGGAAUGAACAUAGCAAGAAUAAACUUCAGUCAUGGCGAGCGAAAAGAACACAGGAAAGUGAUUGAAGAUAUUCAGGAUGUCAGGAAGUCUGAGGGCAAGUAUGUUGCAAUAGCAUUGGACACACGAGGGCCUGAAGUGAGAAUCAGUAUUGAGAGUGAUUUUUAUGCAAGCACAGGAGAUGCAAUUAGAUUUUAUACGAAACAAAGAAAAGGAGGAAUAUUCAUACCUGAGAUAAAUCUGAAUGCAUUGAAGAUUGGAGCAAAUGUGUUUAUAGAUGAUGGAAGUCUUGAGUUGAAAAUAACAGAAGUGUUUGAUGGGGGAUUUGAAUGCAUAUCUCAGAAUGGCCAUUUGGUGAAAAAUAACAAGUCAAUGAAUUUUCCAGGAAUAGAUAUAGGAAUGAAAUAUCUUAGGGGUGAUGACAUAGAAGAUAUGAUAUUUGCUGUUGAGUGUGGAAUAGACAUGAUAUUUGCAUCAUUUAUUGGUUCUCGACAUGAUGUGGAAGAUGUCAAAAAGAUAGUUGUAAAUGUUCCUGUUAUAUCAAAGAUCGAGUCGUGUAUGGGGAUGGAGAACCUAGAUGAGAUUGCAUGGGUUUCAGAUGGACUGAUGGUUGCCAGGGGUGAUCUUGGAGUUGAGGUUGGGAUGGGAAGUAUGUUUAGCUCACAGAAGAGGAUAAUUGCAGCGGCAAAGAAGGCAAAUAAGCCUGUGAUAUGUGCAACACAGAUGAUGGAAAGCAUGAUUAGCAAGGAGAUGCCGACUCGAGCUGAGACCUCAGAUGUUGGGAAUGCAGUGAUGGAUGGAUGUGACUGUGUGAUGUUGAGUGGAGAAACUGCUGUUGGUAGGUUUCCAAUUAAAACGGUUGAGGCGAUGAGAAUGAUUUGUAUGGAUGCAGAGAAGUACAUACGAAAGAUCGGGGAUGCUAUUGGAAUGUGUGAGUUAUUUCCUUAUGUGUCAGCAAUUGUAUUAUGGCUCUGUCCUGCUGAUCAAGUUGAGCGAUUUUAUGCAUCUCGGCCUGGCAUUCCUAUAAUAAUGGUUUCAAGGUCAUUAUGUGAAAUCAGGAGAUUUUGCAUGUAUCGGGGGAUUGUGUGUGUGAUGUAUGAUGAGCUGAUAAAUGUGAGAAGUGUUGCUGAAAGGCUGUGUAUUGAAGUCAGAUACAUGGUUAUUGAGGAAAAGAGCGUGAGAAUGGAAGAGAUUUGA